AUGGGAACGGUGACAGUGCCAGUCACACUGCCAAACAUUCAGGGCACCACCAACCUGAUUAACAUCGACACGUGGACACUCAUCCAGCAGCACACCAAUCCCUAUCACAUGAACUAUCCAUGGCUCAAUUAUAGAAACGGUUUUGGGUCUCCCCCAUCUUUUUACUGGUUGGGACUGGAAGCUGUUUACCAGCUCGUUAGUGCCAGGCCGCACAUGUUGAAGUUGGAAGUUCUUCUCAACAAUGGUCUCUUCUUAAUGGACCAAUACUCAACUUUCUCCUUGAAGAAUGAGACAGAAAAAUAUGCCAUCCACGUAUCAGGUUGGAUGGGAUCCAACGCUGACGUGUUCAAUUACUCUCCCAAGCUAGGGAUGUGCCACAACAAUCAGAAAUUUUCCACUUACGAUAACUACAACAGCGGAGGAUCUACAAACUGUUACAAUACUUACGGAGGGGGCUGGUGGUACUACGCCACUUACUGUCAAUCUUCAAAUCUGAAUGCUUAUAAUUCAUACUUCGUAUAUUACUCAAAAGUGAACGAUUCUUCCGUUCAGGUUAAAAUAAGCAAGAUGUAUAUCAAAGCUACGAUUUGA
Molecule: messenger RNA, 591 nt
Organism: Helobdella robusta
Lineage: Eukaryota; Metazoa; Annelida; Clitellata; Rhynchobdellida; Glossiphoniidae
Exons: 2
Coding region: 1-591 (196 amino acids)
Source: RefSeq, a predicted model, not a curated record